CUGUUCUUUUUACAACGCUUUGCAACACUAAUUCACAUGGUGUGCGGAAUUUAGUUGCCUUUUGCGGCUUUUAUUUGCCUGGAACUGGAAUACAAUUGCUGCCCCUUGCAUUUAAGAUGAGCGAGUUUCAAACAUGGCUCAACGAUCAACUCCGGCUGCUCAACACAGAUGAAAGUGUAUUUGGUGCGUACAUAAUUGGCAUUCUGGAGGGCGAGGAGGAAACGCAAGAUGAAAAAAUAGAAGCACUUGAAGGCAUACUCAGCGGAACAGGCGCUUCCAACAUUGAGGAACUGGUGGCAAGCAUAUUGCAGAAGUGGCUGCAGAGCCAUCCCAGUGCCGAUGAGCCGCCCAAAAAAGGUCUGGACAUUGAUGUGAAUGCACAACUAGCCAAGCUGCUGGAACAACAGAAGCUGCAACCUGCCGCCAAAGAGCGUGAAUACACCGAGGAGGAGCUGCGCAUUAAGCAACAGAUACUGGCGCAAUAUUCACAGACUGCCGUCAGCGAGGAGGAGAACGAGGAUACUGAUGGCGAAAGCGCUGAACCCAGCGGAUCGGGCGUCGUGGCGCCGAAUACCAACAAGUCGGACGUGGCCAAUCUGGCCAAGGAGAAGCGCGAGCAGGCGCGCCUAGAAAGUGCGGCCAAAAAACAAAAGGACAAAGAAGAUCGCGAAAAGCAAAAACAGCUGCGCGAGGAAAAGAAAGAGAAACGCAAAACCGUCAAAGGGGAACGUCGCCGGUAACCGGACUAAAUCUCGCC
Molecule: messenger RNA, 757 nt
Organism: Drosophila novamexicana
Lineage: Eukaryota; Metazoa; Arthropoda; Insecta; Diptera; Drosophilidae
Product: coiled-coil domain-containing protein 43
Exons: 3
Coding region: 117-740 (207 amino acids)
Source: RefSeq, a predicted model, not a curated record